Williopsis jadinii is the source of this 1026-nucleotide messenger RNA. RefSeq names its product phosphopantothenate--cysteine ligase CAB2 (gene CAB2). Gene Ontology annotation, molecular function: phosphopantothenate--cysteine ligase activity. The transcript has a single exon. Bases 1 to 1026 code for a protein of 341 amino acids. The record is from RefSeq and is a predicted model, not a curated record. Gene Ontology annotation, cellular component: nucleus; cytoplasm. Gene Ontology annotation, biological process: coenzyme A biosynthetic process. Lineage: Eukaryota; Fungi; Ascomycota; Saccharomycetes; Phaffomycetales; Wickerhamomycetaceae.
AUGCCCCAGCUCCGUCAAAUCCACACAUCACAGCCGUCCACAUCAAGUGCAAUCGAUCGCAGCGUUCCAGACUUCCCGGUUGCUGCUGUUGACGACGAGAGCCAUUACUUUGCCUCGAAUGAACCACCUGAGUACCUCGAUGAGCUGGUGAAGGAAGCACAAUGCUUUGUUGACGAGCACAAGUCCAAGGGGAACAAGGUUGUAUUGGUGACCUCUGGUGGUACCACAGUUCCACUGGAGAACAACACUGUGCGGUUUAUUGACAACUUCAGUGCUGGAACCAGAGGAGCCACGAGUGCUGAGUACUUUUUAGAAGAGGGCUACGCCGUUAUCUUCCUACACAGGGAGUUCUCGCUGCUUCCUUACUCAAGACACUACUCACACACCACGAACUGCUUCUUGGACUACAUGGCCGAGGGCAAGGACGGUUCCUUGGUCAUAGCAGAUAAGUACCGUGAUGAGAUGCACCAAGUCUGGAAGAAGUACAACGAGGCGCGUGACAAGAACCUGUUGCUGCUACUACCUUUCACUACCGUGAACCAGUACUUGUUCUCUCUGCGUGCCAUUGCUCAGGUGAUGGAUACCCUAGGAACAAGUGCACUGCUAUACCUCGCAGCAGCAGUCUCUGACUUCUUCAUCCCUGUCUCGAGAAUGCCGGAGCACAAGAUCCAAGCACAAGAUCACAUGGAAGGGGGUAAGCUGGUUGUUAACCUCGACCCAGUGCCCAAAUUCCUACGUCGUCUGGUUGAUAAUUGGGCUCCUGGUGCAAUGAUCACCAGCUUCAAGCUGGAGACGGAUAAGGACUUGCUGUUAAGAAAGUGCACGCAAUCUCUGGAACGCUAUCACCAUCAACUCGUCAUUGGUAACUUGCUCCAAACUAGAAAGAAAGAGGUUGUGUUCGUGACCAAUACCAAGCAACAAUGGUACAGGCUGAAGGAUGGUGAUGGCGAGAACAAGGAGAUUGAAAGCUUGAUCAUCCCAGCUGUCAUCCAGCAACACGAUGAAUACAUCAAGAACCACGCAUAA